AUGGCAGCCGCCGUCUGCUCGCUGCCUGACCUGGCCGCCGCCCCCAGGACGUUCUCCGGACGCCCCCGUGCCCAGGCCGGGCAGCAAGCAAAGGCUACCAAAAGAAAAUACCAAGCGUCCAGUGAGGCUUCCCCAGCAAAACGGAGGAACAAAGCAUCGUUUUUCCCAGCCAAGAAUACUAGUGUUAAAGAAACUCAGAGGACUUUUAAAGGGAAUACACAAAAAGCAUUUUCUCCAAAGAAGUAUUCACUUAGCACAAAUGACAGAAACCAGGAAGAGAAGCGGUGCAUUAAGACUUCAUCAUUGUUUAAAAACAACCCUGAAAUUCCAGAACUCCACAGACCUGUAGUAAAGCAGGUACAAGAAAAAGUGUUUACUUCAGCUGCUUUCCAUGAGCUGGGGCUCCACCCCCACUUGAUAUCCACAAUAAAUACUGUCUUAAAAAUGUCUAGUAUGACCCGUGUUCAGAAGCAAACUAUUCCUGCAUUGCUGGAAGGCAGAGAUGCUCUUGUGAGAUCCCAGACGGGCUCAGGUAAAACUCUUGCUUAUUGCAUCCCUGUGGUCCAGUCCCUUCAAGGAGUACAGUCAAAAAUACAACGCAGUGAUGGCCCCUAUGCGCUGGUACUCGUGCCAACGAGAGAGCUGGCUUUACAAAGCUUUGACACUAUCCAGAAACUGCUGAAGCCAUUUACCUGGAUUGUGCCUGGAGUGUUAAUGGGAGGAGAGAAGAGAAAAUCAGAAAAAGCCAGACUCCGCAAAGGAAUAAAUAUUCUUAUCUCAACUCCUGGACGUCUGGUGGAUCAUAUAAAAUCUACAAAGAACAUUCAUUUUAAUCGGAUACGGUGGUUGAUUUUCGAUGAAGCAGACAGAAUCUUGGAUUUGGGUUUUGAAAAGGAUAUUACAGUAAUACUCAAUGCUGUAAAUGCGGAAUGCCAAAAACGACAGAACGUUUUACUGUCUGCAACACUCACAGAAGGUGUAACACGGCUGGCGGAUAUCAGUUUGCACAAUCCAGUCACUAUUGCUGUCCUGGGUGAAAGCUGCGACCAAUGUAACCCAAAGGGCAAAGUGGUCCAGGAAGUCUCACCUCUACAAACUGGUGACAAGCUAGGUGGCUUUGCAAUACCAGGGAGUCUGGACCAGCAUGUGGCAUUGGUUCCCAGCAAACUGAGGCUUGUCUCCCUGGCAGCCUUCAUUCUUCAAAAAUGCAAGUUUGAAAAAGACCAGAAGAUGAUUAUCUUUUUCUCAAGUUGUGAGCUGGUGGAGUUCCACUACAACCUCUUUCUACAGACCCUGCUGAGCAGCCCAGGGGCCCCGGCAUUAGGGCAGUUACCAUCUGCCUCCGCACGAUUAAAAUUCCUACGGCUGCAUGGCAACAUGGAGCAGGAGGAAAGAACAGCAGUGUUUCAGGAAUUCUCACAUUCCAAAAGAGGCGUCCUUCUUUGCACGGACGUUGCGGCUCGGGGCUUAGAUCUCCCUCAAGUCACGUGGAUUGUUCAGUACAACGCUCCGUCUUCACCUGCAGAAUACAUCCAUCGGAUUGGAAGAACUGCCCGGAUUGGCUGCCAUGGGAGCAGCCUGCUCAUUUUGGCUCCUUCGGAGGCAGAAUAUGUCAACUCGUUGGCUUCUCACAAAAUCAACAUUUCAGAGAUUAAGGUGGAAGAUAUUUUGUCUGUUCUGACAAGGGAUGAUUGUUUUCAAGGGAGACUGUGGAGAAACCAGAAAUCCCAUGCUGUUGGCCCCCAGCACAUCCGAGAGCAAGCCACGGUCUUGCAGACGAUAUUUGAAGAUUAUGUGCACUCCAGUGAGAAGAGGGUCUCCUGGGCAAAGAAAGCUCUUCAGUCCUUCAUCCGAGCCUACGCGACCUACCCCAGGGAGCUGAAGCACAUCUUCCACGUUCGGUUCCUCCACCUUGGGCAUGUGGCUAAGAGCUUUGGGCUAAGAGAUGCCCCCCAAAAUCUUAAUGUCUCAGCUAUAAAGAAGAAGAAAGCGAACCAGAAAAGGCCUGACCUUCCUAAGAAGACCCAGAGUAAACGCCACCUUGCUGAAAUCUUACGUUCUGAAUACUCAAGUGGGCUGGAGGCCAGUGUCGCCAAGGUCAAGAAGCAAGACAAACGGAGAGCCCGGCAGCCAGCCCUGCAGCACGGCCCAGCCAGCACCCCUCGCCUGGCCGUGGGAAAAAAUUGACAAGCAGAAAAAGACUAGAAAAGGCUUACUGAAAGACUAAGACUUCCCAG
This is a messenger RNA of Otolemur garnettii (small-eared galago), 2237 nucleotides long. RefSeq names its product DEAD-box helicase 31 (gene DDX31). Gene Ontology annotation, molecular function: RNA helicase activity; ATP binding; nucleic acid binding. Gene Ontology annotation, biological process: ribosome biogenesis. The transcript is spliced from 20 exons. Bases 1 to 2187 code for a protein of 728 amino acids. Gene Ontology annotation, cellular component: nucleus. The record is from RefSeq and is a predicted model, not a curated record. Lineage: Eukaryota; Metazoa; Chordata; Mammalia; Primates; Galagidae.